This is a messenger RNA of Myxocyprinus asiaticus (Chinese sucker), 1065 nucleotides long. RefSeq names its product putative defense protein 3. Lineage: Eukaryota; Metazoa; Chordata; Actinopteri; Cypriniformes; Catostomidae. The record is from RefSeq and is a predicted model, not a curated record. Gene Ontology annotation, molecular function: oxidoreductase activity, acting on metal ions. The transcript is spliced from 5 exons. The coding region runs from base 87 to 698 and encodes 203 amino acids.
UUUCAAAAGUCGAUUGUCCAACACGGGAUCUUGUGUGUUUAAAUGACUCUGUGCUGGAUUGUCUGACUGAAAAUAAGCUGUUAAAGAUGCCCAUUACAGGAAUGGUGGAUGCUGUGCUUUUAGGGUUUGUCCUACUACAGGUUUUACACUGUGCUAUGUGCUAUCCAAACGGAGCACCAACUUCAGCAUGUGUGGAUAUGAUACCGAGACAUGGAGGGGUUGAACCACAGCCAAGCCCUGCUCCUUACACCAUACAGCCCAGCAGCAGCACCUUUCAGACUGGCAAACCUGUCACAGUUGUAAUCAAAGGACCAGACUAUCGUGGUGUGCUCUUGGAGGCUCGAUCUGGAUCAGACUCAAAUGCAAUAGGAACCUGGCAAACACCUCCAACCAACACAAAGUUCUUAGAGUGUGCAGGAAACCAGCAAGGUGCCAUCACCCAUGCCAACACCAACAUAAAAGACAACUCCACCAUUUAUACCUGGAUUCCACCAGCUACAGCCAAAAACGUCUACUUUAUGGCCACUGUAGCCCAGCAGCGCACUGUGUUUUGGCUAAAUGUGAAGUCAUCGACUCUGACCCAAAGUGGUGGAGGAGGAACAUCGCUUGACAUAAACGAUAGUGCUGAAAAGGCCACACCUGCCAUGCUGCUACUACUUAUUGUCUUGCUGGCAAAUGUUCAAUAUUUAGUUGAAUGAGGAUCCAGAACUUCUAGUUGAAUAAGAUCCAGACUGAGUAAUGUAUCCUAGCUCAGUUAGUCAGUAUAAAAUAUUUAGUCAGCAUUUUUUAUUUGCGUGAUUGUUUUUUAACUGAUAUUUUAUACAGUCUUUAAUCGACCCUGCCUCAUUUUAAUUCCUUUUUAAUCGUGAAAAAGAAACAGAAUUAAUCUGUACUACAAUUUUCCUUUGUGAUUUGGAUUUGAAUUCACUACUUUAAUUUCCUAAAUAAAAUUUUUAUCACCAUCAAAUGUGAAAUAGUGUUGGGUUCGAGUCCACCUUAGUCGAGUCCGAGUCUUUAAACAAUCGAGUCCAAGUCAAGUCCGAGUCAAAAAGGGGCCGAGUUGGA